This is a messenger RNA of Emericellopsis cladophorae, 1497 nucleotides long. RefSeq names its product aldehyde dehydrogenase. The coding region runs from base 1 to 1497 and encodes 498 amino acids. The transcript has 5 exons. The record is from RefSeq and is a predicted model, not a curated record. Gene Ontology annotation, molecular function: succinate-semialdehyde dehydrogenase (NAD+) activity. NCBI's taxonomy places the organism in Eukaryota, Fungi, Ascomycota, Sordariomycetes, Hypocreales, Bionectriaceae.
AUGGACCCUUCAAUCCCAUACCACGAAGCCGCUAUAUCAAAGUUGCAAAACGGCAGUCUGUUCAUCCAGGAUGCCUUCAUUGACGGGAAGUGGGUAGCAAAGGAAAAGAAGUUUGACGUCUACGAGCCUUCUACCGGUACAGUCAUGGGUCAGGUGGCCAACUGCGACAGACUAGACUUCCAGACAGCGAUCCAAAGCGCAUCCACCGCUCAGACACGCUUCUGGGAGAGCUCAACGGGCGCGAGUCGUGGUGCCAUUCUCAGGAGGUGGUACGAAUUGAUCUUGAGCAACUCCGAUGACAUUGCCACCAUCUUGUGCCUGGAGAACGGAAAGACAUUCGCCGAGGCAAAAGGAGAGGUUACAUACGCGGCGAGCUUCAUCUCCUGGUUUGCUGAGGAAGCCGCCCGCUCUUACGGUGUAACCAUCCCUUCGUCCUCACUACACACUACGCUGUGGACUGUUCGUGAACCAGCUGGGGUCUGCGGCAUCAUUACGCCUUGGAACUUCCCAGCUGCUAUGAUAACAAGGAAGAUAGCUCCGGCCCUGGCCGCCGGAUGCUCUGUGGUGAUCAAGCCACCUAGCGAGACCCCUUAUACCUGCUUCGCCCUCACCAAGCUGGCGGUCGAAGCGGGCCUCCCAUCAGGUCUCAUUCAAGUGUGCCCGACCAAAGAUCGCGAAGCCUCAACGGAGCUGGCGACGAACCCUACAGUGAAGAAGAUCUCUUUUACCGGCUCUACUGGCGUGGGGAAGAUGCUGGCGAAGCUGGCGAGUAGUACCCUGAAGAAAGUUAGCUUGGAGCUUGGUGGCAACGCGCCAUUCAUCGUCUUUGAUGACGCGGAUCUGGAUCUCGCAGUGGAGGGGGCUAUGUUCUGCAAAUUCCGCUGCUCCGGCCAAACCUGCGUAUGUGCGAACCGAUUCUAUGUCCAAAAGGGUGUGGCCAAGGAGUUUACUAGGAAGCUGGUCGAGAAGGUCUCGGCCUUGAAGCUGGGACCUGGCCUAGAAGUAUCCACUACUCAAGGGCCUUUGGUGAAUAAGUCAGCCGUUGACAAGGUCCAAGAGCACGUGUCAGAUGCGGUCCAGAAGGGCGCCAAGGUCGAGAUUGGAGGCUCGGCUCCUGGAUUGUCAGGCUUCUUCUACGAGCCUACCGUCCUGUCUGGUGUGCCCAGAGAGGCAGCUGUGAGCAAAGACGAGACAUUUGGCCCGCUCGCUCCUAUAUUUGAGUUCUCCACGGAAGACGAGGCGGUUGAGCUGGCGAAUAACACCGAGUUCGGGCUCGCCGGGUACUUUUUCUCCAAGGAUGUCGGCCAGGUGAUGCGCAUGGCUCAGAGACUACAGGUUGGUAUGCUCGGCAUCAACACGGGCAAGAUUAGCGCUGCAGAAGCUCCGUUUGGCGGGAUCAAGGAGAGUGGUUAUGGAAAGGAGGGGAGCCUGUUCGGGCUGGCAGAGUACCAGAAUAUCAAGGCUGUCACGUUGGGCAACACUCAAUUGGGCGCUUGA